GCUGCCUGCGUCCUGCUGCUUCGUAAUCCUAGUGGAGGCCACUGCCUGGGCACUGAUGAGGAGGAGCAGGGCCAGCAUAGACGACCUCAUGGGCUCACCACCGGGCACUGUCAACAAACCACAGCAGGUAUGUGCAAACGCCACAUCAGCGAGGACCAAAUGCUCGAAAAGACAGCUGACGUUGUGGAACUGAGCAGGAAUGGUAGAGGAACCCGGAGAACCUGGACGAAACCACAGGCGCAGAGAGAAAUGUAAAUUCCACAGAGGCCCCCUAUCGCCCACAAGACCUUCUUGCUGUGAUUUUGAAGCAUGAAACCCAGCCCAAUCCUAGGUCUCAUCCUGUGGUCGUCAGGUCUUUACGCUGAGCCCCCUCCCUUUCCUCCCGGCCCGUACCUGCAGUUGUCCAGGCUGCAGGGCCCCGACUCACUGAAAGGUGCAGGCCUCCUCUCCCUGCAGAAUGACUGUUGCCACGGGCGACCCCUCGGACGAGGCGGCCGCUCAUCCGGGACACCCCCAGGACUAUGACCCUGAGGCAGACCAUGAGUGCUGUGAAAGAGUGGUCAUCAACAUCUCAGGGCUGCGCUUUGAGACACAACUUAAAACCCUUUCACAGUUCCCUGAGACCCUGCUAGGAGACCCCAAAAAAAGAAUGCGCUACUUUGAUCCUCUGAGGAAUGAGUACUUUUUUGACAGGAAUAGACCCAGCUUUGACGCCAUAUUGUAUUACUACCAGUCUGGAGGACGGCUACGUCGCCCUGUCAAUGUCACCCUUGAUAUUUUUUCGGAGGAGAUUCGUUUUUAUGAGCUGGGCGAGGAGGCCAUAGAAAUGUUCAGAGAAGAUGAGGGAUUCAUCAAAGAGGAGGAGCGACCUCUUCCUGAUAAUGAAUUUCAGAGACAACUGUGGCUACUGUUUGAGUACCCAGAGAGCUCAGGUCCUGCCAGGAUAAUUGCCAUAAUCUCUGUCAUGGUCAUUCUAAUAUCAAUUGUCAGUUUCUGUUUGGAAACCCUUCCAAAUUUCCGGAAUGAUGAAGAUGAAAUGCACAAAACUCACUCUGAAGUUUUUUCACCUGAGACCAACACAACAAUAAUCAGCUACACAUCAACCUACUUCACAGACCCAUUUUUUGUUUUAGAAACUCUUUGUAUUAUAUGGUUUUCAUUUGAGUUUUUAGUACGCUUUUUUGCUUGCCCCAGCAAAGCAGGCUUUUUUGGAAACAUAAUGAACAUUAUUGAUAUUGUUGCUAUCAUCCCUUACUUCAUCACUCUCGGCACAGAGUUAGCAGACAGGCCAGAGGAUGGCCAGCCAGGUCAGCAAGCCAUGUCUUUAGCCAUUCUCAGGGUCAUUCGUUUGGUGCGAGUCUUCAGAAUUUUUAAACUUUCACGCCAUUCCAAGGGGCUUCAAAUCCUGGGCCAGACCCUCAAAGCCAGUAUGAGAGAAUUGGGCCUCCUCAUUUUCUUCCUCUUUAUUGGGGUUAUCCUGUUCUCUAGUGCGGUGUAUUUUGCAGAGGCAGAUGAGCCAGAAUCGCAAUUUGAAAGCAUCCCAGAUGCAUUUUGGUGGGCUGUAGUGUCCAUGACAACAGUUGGUUAUGGUGAUAUGGUCCCUACUACAAUCGGUGGCAAGAUUGUGGGCUCCCUCUGUGCUAUUGCAGGUGUGCUGACCAUUGCCUUGCCCGUACCUGUCAUUGUGUCCAAUUUUAAUUACUUCUAUCAUCGUGAGACAGAAGGAGAGGAACAAGCCCAGUUCCUACAAGUGAAUGUGCCCAAGACAGACUCCAUCGAGGAGCUAAAGAAGAGUCGCAGUGGGUCUACCAUCAGUAAGUCUGACUACAUGGAAAUCCAGGAGGCUGUCAACAACAGUAAUGAGGACUUUCAGGAGGAGAACCUCAAGACAGCCAACUGCACACUGGCCAAUACAAACUAUGUUAACAUCACCAAAAUGCUCACAGAUGUGUAGUUUAUUUCCUUACAAAGAUGGAAAACCUGAAGUAAAGCAACUGGAAAGAAGCUUUGGGAGCCCCCUGCCUCAUGCUUGAAGUAUUCAAGGCAAUAGAAGAUGCUGGAAGAUGUUGUGGUUGAUAGCGAUAAAACAUUAUAAAGACCAUGUGCACAUUAUGUUCAUCCACUAUACUCUCACAAACUCCCCACAGGAGGAGUUUUGAAUAUUACAUUUUGCAUGGUGUUGGCUUGUAUUUGUUUGCUUCACAAUAGGACAAAAAUGUGCACAAAAACAUAGUUCAUCAAAAAUAAUAGUUAGGUAUAAUCACUGAAAAUGAUAUAUAUGUCAAACAUCUUUGUGUCACCAAGUCACUUUUCCCAAGACACACGAGUAGCUAUUAGCGCUUUCUGAAGAGCACUUUGUCUGUACAACUACAUGCAGCUUCCUGGAGCCAAUAAAACCAAACUUUCUUAUGCGACACCAUCUCCAAAUAAAAGGACAACUGAGCAUAAAGCAAGCCUACUCACUGCAUUGCUUGCAUGGCCCAUGGGUGACUUGUUACGAGGUUGGUGGUUAAGUACACCAUCUUAAUCGAGGAUGAAUGACAGCCAUCAGCUUUGAGCUUGUGGUUCGACACCUUUUUACCAGUAGACAUCAGUAUCUGAUGAAUGACUAAGGAUGGCCUUGACUGUACUCUUGUUUUUGUCAGACAUGUACUGUAUGUAUUGCAGUGCAAGCUUCCCCUUCAUUCACCAAAACUGGUCUUAUUGCAGAGCUUUGAGGACAGCUUGAAUGUUUCUUACUGUUGUUGUUGUUUUUGUUUUUUUCACGGUAAAUCAUGCAAUGGUAUUUACUCCUAGAAAUAGGUGGGUGACAUACAGUAACUGUGACUCAACUAAUAGUCAAUAUGUAGAUAACUGCUGUUAAUAGUAAACACUAGUCAGUUAUAGAAAUUGCAUGAUGUUUUUAUCUGGGACUUUCCACCAGUCUCAACUGCCACUAGCUUCAUCACACCUGUGUACAUAUG
Messenger RNA from Boleophthalmus pectinirostris (great blue-spotted mudskipper), 2963 nucleotides. Its product is annotated as potassium voltage-gated channel subfamily A member 2. The record is from RefSeq and is a predicted model, not a curated record. Gene Ontology annotation, molecular function: delayed rectifier potassium channel activity; protein binding. The transcript has 4 exons. Gene Ontology annotation, cellular component: membrane; voltage-gated potassium channel complex; dendrite. Bases 458 to 1954 code for a protein of 498 amino acids. Gene Ontology annotation, biological process: protein homooligomerization; potassium ion transmembrane transport. NCBI's taxonomy places the organism in Eukaryota, Metazoa, Chordata, Actinopteri, Gobiiformes, Gobiidae.